This is a messenger RNA of Opisthocomus hoazin, 1578 nucleotides long. NCBI's taxonomy places the organism in Eukaryota, Metazoa, Chordata, Aves, Opisthocomiformes, Opisthocomidae. The record is from RefSeq and is a predicted model, not a curated record.
AUGUGUUCCAGACAAUCCUCCGGAGGCUGCCAUGAAACAUCUUCCCAGUCCUCCUGCUGCCACGGGAGCAGCUCCUCCAGCUACCAGACACAGGAUUUCUCCUGCUGUGGGGGCUCAGGCUCAGGCAGCUACGGUGGGAGCAGUGGGGGCUCUGGCAAGAUCAUUGUCAGUUCUGGUGGUGGAGGAGGAGGAUAUUCCGGAUGCUGCAGUGGGGGAUCCAGCGGUGGGUCUUCAGGAUCAAAGAUCAUCAUUGGAGGUGGAGGUAGUGGAGGUUCUUCUGGAUGCUGCAGUGGAGGAUCCAGUGGUGGGUCUUCAGGAUCAAAGAGCAUCAUUGGAGGUGGAAGCGGUGGAGGAUCAUCUGGAUCCUGCAGUGGGGGAUCCUCAGGCUACAGCAUGGGAGGAGGAUACAGCAGCAGUGGUGGGGGAUCAGGCCAGAAGAUCAUUAUUAGCUCAGGUGGUGGAGGAGGUGGCUCGUCUGGAUGCUGCAGUGGAAGAUCUAGUGGUGGGUCCUCAGGAUCAAAGAUCAUCAUUGCAGGUGGAGGUAGUGGAGGUUCCUCUGGAUACUGCAGUGGAGGAUCCAGCUAUGGCAUGGGAGGAGGAUCCAGUGGUGGGUCCUCAGGAUCAAAGAUCAUCAUUGGAGGUGGAGGUAGUGGAGGUUCCUCUGGAUACUGCAGUGGAGGAUCCAGCUAUGGCAUGGGAGGAGGAUCCAGUGGUGGAUCUUCAGGAUCAAAGAGCAUCAUUGGAGGUGGAGGAUCCAGUGGUGGCAGUGGAUCCUGCUGCAGUGGAGACUCCUCAAGCUAUGGCAUGGGAGGAGGAUACAGCAGUGGCAGUGGGGGAUCAGGUCAGAAGAUCAUUAUUAGCUGUGGCGAUGGAGCAGGAGGAUAUUCCGGAUGCUGCAGUGGGGGAUGCAGUGGUGGGUCUUCAGGAUCAAAGAUUAUCAUUGAAGGCGGAGGUAGUGGAGGUUCCUCUGGAUACUGUAGUGGAGGAUCCAGCUAUGACAUAGGAGGAGGAUCCAGUGAAGGGAAGAUAGUAAUUGGAGGUGGAGGUAGUGGAGGAUCCUCUGGGUGCUGCAGCAGAGGAUCCAGCUAUGACAUGGGAGGAAUAUCCAGUGGUUGUGGGGGAUCCAGUGGUGCAUCUUCAGGAUCAAAGAGCAUCAUUGGAGGUGGAAGCAGUGGAGGAUCAUCUGGAUCCUGCAGUGGAGGAUCUUCAGGCUACAGCGUGGAAGGAAGAUACAGCAGCAGCAGUUGGGAAUCAAGCCAGAAGAUCGUUAUUAGCUCUGGCGGUGGAGGAGUUAGCUCGUCUGGAUGCUGCAGUGGGGAAUCCAGUGGCGGGUCUUCAGGAGGGAAGAUCAUCAUUGCAGGUGGAGGUAGUGCGGGAUCCUCUGGAUGCUGCAGUGGAGGAUCCAGUGGUGGAUCCAUUGGUGGUUCCUCGGGCCAUGCAUUCAUCAUCAACUCUGGAAGGGGCAGCGGAGUAUCCUGUCAGUUUGCGCAGCAGAAAUGACCCGUUGUCAUUCCCAACAUCGAGUCCCAUCAGACCAAGGAGGCCUGCCACUUGCCCCCUUGCCACCAGAAGAAGUAA